GAACGUUCUGGCGCCUCCGCGAGCUCUGGGGCGCCCCGAGAAGUGUCACACGGCCGUCACCCGCAGUGACUCUCUGGUGUCUCCAGGCAGCGUGUGGCGGGCUCUGGAAAGGAGACCAGGACCCCAUGCAGCUGCCUCCGUCCUCUGUGCUGGACCCCAUCGCCCCUCCCAGCACCGCCUCCAGAGCCCUCGCGCGUCUGUGAGAGCAGCGACAAUGGGCCAAUCUCUGGCUGCCGGCCCUGAGAUGAGAAAUGUUCCCUCAGAAGAGACAGUGUCAUUUGAAGAUGUGGCUGUUAACUUCACGUGGCAGGAGUGGCGGUACCUGAGUGAAGCUCAGAGGACCCUGUACCGGGAUGUGAUGCUGGAGACCUGCAAUCACCUAGUGUCCCUAGGGCACUGUGUUACCAAUCCUGAGGAAAGCAUCAGGUCGCAGCAGGGAUUACAGCCGUGGACUGUGGACGAUCCCCCAAACCAGGACCUCUCAGUAUCCUCUUAAGUUCCUGGGCGAUGCUAUGCCUGUCCACAGCAGCUGUCUGUCUACAUGGCACACUGCAUGUUGCGUGGGUAAGUGAUCUCUCUGGGUUUUCUAACUUAGUCGUCACGUUCUGUCCAGUACUCUAGGUCUCUGUGGUGCCCCCCGAUGCUGGAAUUGCUCACCACCAAAAUGUCCUCCUCUAGAAGGAAACGUUGAACUGUGUGCUAUCGGCUAUAGGUUGAGGUCUGCAGAUGUCUUUACCUACCUUUCAUGAUGAAGGUUUUUCGGGGCCUCCCUGGUGGCCUCGGGGUUAAG
This is a messenger RNA of Talpa occidentalis (Iberian mole), 790 nucleotides long. RefSeq names its product zinc finger protein 39-like. The transcript is spliced from 5 exons. Gene Ontology annotation, biological process: regulation of DNA-templated transcription. Bases 215 to 496 code for a protein of 93 amino acids. NCBI's taxonomy places the organism in Eukaryota, Metazoa, Chordata, Mammalia, Eulipotyphla, Talpidae. The record is from RefSeq and is a predicted model, not a curated record.